CUUUAACGUGUUGAGAUUUUCUUCAACACACUCGUUUAUCAUUUGCCAGAACCACUACAAGAGGUUGUAGUUACGUAGUAGAUCCAGCAGGUGGCACCAGAAACCGUCAAACCUGGAUCAUGGAGCCUGAACUCUGUGAAUAGGAGGUUUAGUUGGUAGAUUAUUUCUCUAUUUCUCAGCUGACGAGGCCGAGGCACUGAGAAGGAUGCUGAGGGCUCGUCGCUCUACCAGCCCUAUCAAGGGGGCGUCUACCAACUGCAGUCCCACCAGACACGCACCUGUUAAAGGUGGCACGUACGAUUCAGAGGUAAUGAGGGUGUUACGAGAAAGAGAUGAACUGCAAAACAUGUUGGAGAAACAAGAGCGGCACCUCUCAGAGAUCCAGGCCAAUGUUAAAGUGCUCACAGCUGAACGGGACAAGACCAGAAUGCACUACCAGCAGGCUCAAGAGGAGAUAGCAGCUCUACGACGGGAGGUCAUGAUGUCAAAGGCCUCACGAGGGCCCAAGAGCAGUGUGACCGCUCAGAGCAUCCUGAAACGAGUGGAGGCCGAACGGGAAGAGGCCACAACAGACCUCAACCGCAUGACCACAGAAAGAGACAGUCUUAAAGAGAGACUCAAGAUCUCUCAGGAGACAGCCAUCAGCGAGAGAGCUCACCUGGAGCAGAGGGUGGAGGACCUGCAGGUUGCUGUAUUCACACUGGAGCAGGAGCGGGGGGAACAGAAAAGCAGACACGCUCAGAUGAGGGAGACAAUGUUGAGUCUGGAGGAGGAAGUUCAAAUACUUGGGCGAAAACUCAACACCAGUGAGGAAGAGCUCAGCCACCUCAGAAAUGAGUGCAGCAGCCGCAGAGUGGCAAAUAAUCAGUUGGAAAUAUCUCUGAGUGAGAAUCAGCGUAGACUAACCAGCAGGAUUGGAGAGCUACAAAACACUCAGGAGAGGAAUAAAAUGCUGGAUGAGAAGAACGACUAUCUCCUGUGGCAGGUGACUGCUAUUCAAGAGGAGAUGAACACACUGCGGGGUACAGUUUCAGAGCUGGAGCAGCACAGAGUCUCGCUGCAGGAACAACUGGAGAAAAAGACAGAUCUGCUCAGCACAGCAAAUGACCAGCUAGGUGAAAAGGAGAAAACCAUUAGGAGCUUGAAACUGAGAACUGAGGAUUUUGAGACAACUCUAAUAGCUCUGAAGGAGACCGUAGCUGGCAGAGAAAGAGAGCUGGAUUUUCUGAGGAGGAAGCUGUCAGACUGUGAAAACGAGAUGGGCACACUGAUGAAAGUCAAAGAUGCCACAUUGCACGAGAACGGCCAGCUGAGGAAAAACCUUGACAAAGCAUGUCUGGAGAAUCAGACUCUACAGCUCAAGCUCGAUGAAGCUAUUGAGGAAAUAGAAGACUUGCAGGAAAAAGUACAAGUUUACAUUGCUGACAUCUCACGCACUGAAGAUAUGUUGUCUGCUAAGGAGCGUGAGUGCAGAGAACUGCAAGAGUCUCAAAGGAAAGUGUCACUUCAGGUGGAAAGCUGGGAGGUGCAGGCCAGACAUGCUGAAACCACUGUCACUGAACUCCGUCUUGAGCUUCACAACUCAAACUUAGAGAUCCUUCGACUUAAAGAAAGAGCAGACAGCCUGGAGAGCAGUCUGCAACAGGCACUUAGUGCAGAGCGUAGCUGUACUAGUGAGCUGUCUCAGCUUAACCGAAAGAUGAUUCACAUGGAGGAAGAUCUGAGUCAGGCCCAGGCUGAAUGCACACAGGUGCACACUGACCUAGAAAAAACACGAGAGCUCUGCGUCAAGCUGGAAACCAGAAAAGAAGCUGUGCAGAGUGAGCUGGAAUCAUGCCACUCUGAGAUUGAGCUGUUACAGAAGCAGCUGGCCAGUGAACGUCUGUGUGUUCAGACUUUGGAGAGCCUGCUGGUGUCUUCACGAGAAAAGGAACUACAGAGGCAGCUCACCUCUCAGGAAAGACAGACCGAAAUACAAAUUCUCAAGGACAAACUCAGCAUGGCUGACAGCAAAGUGAGUUCUCAGAGUAGGGAAAUGGCUCAGCUAAGGACACGAUCAACCCAGAUGGAAGCAGAUCUUGAUAUGACCAAGAGACACCUGUCCACUGAGCGCUUUGAACGGGAGCGUGCAGUACAGGAGCUGCAUAGGCAAGGUCUCUCAGCUAUUUCUCCUGUCCUCUCCUCCACUAUGCGCUCCUUGUCCACUUCCCAUCAUCGCUCUCUGAGUCCUCACAGAUCAUGGUCUCCAGAACGUUCUCAUCAAAGCCCACCUGACCCACUGCUUGUGCCACAUUACCCUGGCAGGAGUCUGACUUUCAGGGACUUUUAUGACUGAGAAGAUCUCAAUACUCCAGUUUUGCUGGCGUCAUACAUUCAUAUCAUCUGCUUAUAUCCUGAAUUCUUGAAGACCAUCAGUAGGCUCUGAUCUCUGAUUUCAAUAAAUCAAAUGUUUACCAUGAUUUCUGUUUUGCUAAAAAUGACAUUGACAUUUAUUUUUUUUUGUAUGGUACAAGUUGUCAGUCCUCUUGAAUAAAAAUCUCCAUGUU
Molecule: messenger RNA, 2546 nt
Organism: Carassius carassius (crucian carp)
Lineage: Eukaryota; Metazoa; Chordata; Actinopteri; Cypriniformes; Cyprinidae
Product: testis-specific gene 10 protein-like
Exons: 18
Coding region: 206-2335 (709 amino acids)
Source: RefSeq, a predicted model, not a curated record